Ananas comosus (pineapple) is the source of this 792-nucleotide messenger RNA. RefSeq names its product 40S ribosomal protein S26-1. The transcript is spliced from 5 exons. Lineage: Eukaryota; Viridiplantae; Streptophyta; Magnoliopsida; Poales; Bromeliaceae. Gene Ontology annotation, molecular function: structural constituent of ribosome; mRNA binding. Gene Ontology annotation, cellular component: cytosolic small ribosomal subunit; ribosome. The coding region runs from base 133 to 510 and encodes 125 amino acids. Gene Ontology annotation, biological process: translation. The record is from RefSeq and is a predicted model, not a curated record.
UCCACCACCCCACCAUAUAAAUAGUCGUCGUCGUGAUUCCUUCUUCCCGAUCCAAAACCCUAGAGGAGCGAAAUCAACGGGGACGCCGCUGCCGCUACUUCCUUCGUUGAGGCGAUCGAGACAUCCACGACAAUGACCUUCAAGCGCAGAAAUGGCGGGCGCAACAAGCACGGACGCGGCCACGUCAACUUCAUCCGCUGCUCCAAUUGCGGAAAAUGUUGCCCCAAGGACAAGGCCAUUAAGAGGUUCAUCGUGAGGAAUAUCGUCGAGCAAGCCGCUGUGAGGGACGUGCAAGAGGCCUGCGUAUACGACGGUUACAUUCUUCCAAAGCUCUAUGCUAAGAUGCAGUACUGUGUCUCCUGUGCCAUCCAUUCUCAUGUCGUUAGGGUCAGAUCCCGAGAGGCAAGGAGGAACCGUGAACCUCCUCAACGUUUCAGGCGCAGGGAUGAUCCAGGGAGGCCGGGGCAACCCCCACGUGCAGCUGGAGCUCCUACCGCCGCCCGCCCGUGAUGUUUCCUUGGUUCCAUGCUUGAUACCUGCUACAAGAUCAGUUGCUUUGUCUUUCAACUCCUUCCUGAAUCUUAAAAUUGUGUUUCGUGAGGGUCAAUUUUGUUUAGUGUUACAUGUGACAAAAAUUGAUUCUAUUCUAUUUCGUCAAAACCUGUUUUAUUGCGUUCAUGAUUCUUGAAGAUCUUGUUGGAUAUUUACUGGCUUUCUAAUAUGAUUUCGUCAUCCGUGUAGGAAUGGCUUGUAGAUUGCUGCGGGUGAAAUUUUGGUUAUGGAUGUUGAAAC